Messenger RNA from Choloepus didactylus (southern two-toed sloth), 312 nucleotides. Its product is annotated as ribosomal biogenesis factor-like. The record is from RefSeq and is a predicted model, not a curated record. Gene Ontology annotation, cellular component: nucleolus. Gene Ontology annotation, biological process: ribosome biogenesis. Bases 10 to 312 code for a protein of 100 amino acids. The transcript has a single exon. Lineage: Eukaryota; Metazoa; Chordata; Mammalia; Pilosa; Megalonychidae.
UGAGAGAAAAUGGCCAAGAACAAACUAAGAGGGCAGAAGUCCAGGAAUGUAUUUCAUAUAGCCAGCCAAAAAAACUUUAAGAAUAAAAAUAAAGCAAAACCAGUUACCAUGAAUCUUAAGAAGAUAAACAUUGUGAAUGAUGAAAAAGUUAACAGAGUGAAUAAAGCUUUUGUAGAUAUACAAAAGGAACUUGCAAAUUUCUCAAAAGGCCUUUCCAUUGAACCUCUGCAGAAACAGCUGAUUCCUCAGCAGCAUCAUGAAAACAAACCAGUUAAUGUUGAUGAGGCUACAAGAUUAACGGCUCAGUUGUAA